CCGCCGGCGGAGCUGUCGUCCUCGUCUCCACCUGUCCAUCGAGUCACUUCGAGUCACUUCCUUCCCACUUGUCAAUCGAGUGCCGCCAAAUGCGGCAACAGCGGCGGCGGCGUCGCCUCUGGUGAUGCAGCCGCCGGCGGAGCUGUCGUCCUCGUCUCCACCUGUCCAUCGAGUCACUUCGAGUCACUUCCUUCCCACUUGUCAUUCGAGUGCCGCCAAAUGCGGCAACAGCGGCGGCGGCGUCGCCUCUGCGGCGGCGGCGGCGCCUCUGGUGAUGCAGCCGCCGGCGGAGCUGUCGUCCUCGUCUCCACCUGUCCAUCGAGUCACUUCGAGUCACUUCCUUCCCACUUGUCAUUCGAGUGCCGCCAAAUGCGGCAACAGCGGCGGCGGCGUCGCCUCUGGUGAUGCAGCCGCCGGCGGAGCUGUCGUCCUCGUCUCCACCUGUCCAUCGAGUCACUUCGAGUCACUUCCUUCCCACUUGUCAUUCGAGUGCCGCCAAAUGCGGCAACAGCGGCGGCGGCGUCGCCUCUGCCGCCGGCGGAGCUGUCGUCCUCGUCUCCACCUGUCCAUCGAGUCACCUCGAGUCACUUCCUUCCCACUUGUCAUUCGAGUGCCGCCAAAUGCGGCAACAGCGGCGGCGGCGUCGCCUCUGUUGAUGCAGCCGCCGGCGGAGCUGUCGUCCUCGUCUCCACCUGUCCAUCGAGUCACUUCGAGUCACUUCCUUCCCACUUUUGUCAAUCGAGUGCCGCCAAAUGCGGCAACAGCGGGGGCGGCGUCGCCUCUGGUGAUGCAGCCGCCGGCGGAGCUGUCGUCCUUUUCUCCACCUGUCCAUCGAGUCACUUCGAGUCACUUCCUUCCCACUUGUCAUUCGAGUGCCGCCAAAUGCGGCAACAGCGGCGGCGGCGUCGCCUCUGCGGCGGCGGCGUCGCCUCUGGUGAUGCAGCCGCCGGCGGAGCUGUCGUCCUCGUCUCCACCUGUCCAUCGAGUCACUUCGAGUCACUUCCUUCCCACUUUUGUCAAUCGAGUGCCGCCAAAUGCGGCAACAGCGGCGGCGGCGUCGCCUCUGGUGAUGCAGCCGCCGGCGGAGCUGUCGUCCUCGUCUCCACCUGUCCAUCGAGUCACUUCGAGUCACUUCCUUCCCACUUGUCAUUCGAGUGCCGCCAAAUGCGGCAACAGCGGCGGCGGCGUCGCCUCUGGUGAUGCAGCCGCCGGCGGAGCUGCCGUCAUGUUUCCCCCCCUGUCAAUCCAUCCUCAUCCCCCACAUGUCGCUUCGAGUGGCGACGGUGUCGCUGCGGUGUCGGUAGGUGUGGCGUUGGCGGCGGGUGUGUCUGCGAUGGCGGUGGUAGCGGUUGUGGAGGCAGCGGUGCCGGUGCCGGUGGCGGGUGUGGCGUUGGCGGCGGGUGUGGCGGCUGCGGGAGGUGCAGCGGCAUCGUUGACGGGUGUGGUUGCAUUUCCCUUGACGGCGUUGGAGUUGUCGUUGGCGGGUGUGGCGUUGGCGGCGGGUGUGGCUGCGGUGGCGGUAAUUGUGGUGGCGGCGACGGUGGUGGGUAUGGCGUUGGCGGCGGGUGUGGCGGCUGCGGGAGGCGCCGUGGCAUUGAUUACGGGUGUGGCAGCAGCUGCCUUGGCAGCGUUGGAGUUGGCGUUGGGGGUUGUGGCGUUGGCAGCGGGUGUGGCUGCGGUGACGAUAGUGGCGGUGGCGGUGACGCUGGCGAGUGUGGCGGUGGCGGCCGGUGUGGCGGCUGCGGCAGGUGCAGCGGCAUCGAUGACAGGUGUGGUGACAUUUGUGUGGGCGGAGGUGGAGUUGGCGUUGGCGGCGGCGUCUCCUCUGGUGAUGCAGCCGCCGGCGGAGCUGUCGUCCUCUUCUCCACCUGUCCAUCGAGUCACUUCGAGUCACUUCCUUCCCACUUGUCAAUCGAGUGCCGCCAAAUGCGGCAACAGCGGCGGCGGCGUCGCCUCUGGUGAUGCAGCCGCCGGCGGAGCUGCCGUCAUGUUUCCCCCCCUGUCAAUCCAUCCUCAUCCCCCACAUGUCGCUUCGAGUGGCGACGGUGGUGGCUAUGGAAGUGACGGUGGCGGUGACGGUGGCGGCGACGAUGGCGGGUGUGGCGUUGGCGGCGGGUGUGGCUGCGGUGGAGGUGGUGGAUAUGGAUGUGACGGUGGCGGUGACGGUGGCGGCGACGAUGGCGGGUGUGGCGUUGGCGGCGGGUGUGGCGGCUGCGGGAGGUGCGGUGGCAUCGGUGACGGGAGUGGUUGCAUUUGCCUGGCGGCGUUGGAGUUGGCGUUGGCGGGUGUGGUGUUGGCGGCGGGUGUGGCUGCGGUGGAGGUGGUGGCUAUGGAUGUGACGGUGGCGGUGACGGUGGCGGCGACGAUGGCGGGUGUGGCGUUGGCGGCGGGUGUGGCUGCGGUGGAGGUGGUGGCUAUGGAUGUGACGGUGGCGGUGACGGUGGCGGCGACGAUGGCGGGUGUGGCGUUGGCGGCGGGUGUGGCGGCUGCGGGAGUUGGUGGCUAUGGAUGUGACGGUGGCGGUGACGGUGGCGGCGACGAUGGCGGGUGUGGCGUUGGCGGCGGGUGUGGCGGCUGCGGGAGGUGCGGUGGCAUUGGUGACGGGAGUGGUUGCAUUUACCUGGCGGCGUUGGAGUUGGCGUUGGCGGGUGUGGCGUUGGCGGCGGGUGUGGCUGCGGUGGAGGUGGUGGCUAUGGAUGUGACGGUGGCGGUGGCGGUGGCGGCGACG
Molecule: messenger RNA, 2728 nt
Organism: Volvox carteri f. nagariensis
Lineage: Eukaryota; Viridiplantae; Chlorophyta; Chlorophyceae; Chlamydomonadales; Volvocaceae
Exons: 8
Source: RefSeq, a predicted model, not a curated record